AGAGACAUUACGGCUCUAUUCUCCUUUUUAAAAGCUCCCCAUCUCGGUUGUUUAUUGCGCUUAAGUUGCACCUCGUGUGUGAUGAUCGAGGGCUGAUAUUUCCGACAGCACUCAAACGCAGCACAUUUCCUGUCUGCACAGGAACACACGACGAGCACCGGUCAGUCAGUCAGGCGGCAGGAUACGGAACAACCUGGAGACAACACAGGUAGAUAGCUGUUAUCCACCUGCUGCUUCAACCUGGUAUAUCAGUCUGUUCCUGCAAGAAUAUGACUACUCUAAACUGCGCCACUGGCUGAGACUAUUCAGCCUGUAUUAAACUAACGAGACGCACCGCACGGUUCCUCCCUCCUCCCUUCCUCCUCCACGUUCAGCUCCUCUCCUCCUGGUUUCGGGUGUCUCAAUGGCGGACCCGACAGAACCAGCUCCGGGCAGCCUGGAGGAGGAUGAGAAGACAACAGACGGUAUCAACGACGCAGAGCUGGCUCUCAAAGGGAUCAACAUGCUGCUCAACAAUGGAUUCAAGGAGAGCGACGAGCUCUUCAGGUUAUACAGGAACCACAGUCCUUUGAUGAGUUUCGGGGCCAGUUUUGUGAGUUUUCUGAAUGCCAUGAUGACGUUUGAGGAGGAGAAAAUGCAGAUGGCCUUUGAGGACCUCAAAGCUACAGAGAAACUGUGUGAGAGUGAAAACACUGGUGUCAUCGAGACCAUUAAAAACAAGAUCAAGAGGAGUAUGGACUCUCAGAGGUCGGGGGUGGCUGCAGUGGACCGACUCCAGAGGCAGAUCAUCAUUGCAGACUGCCAGGUUUACCUUGCAGUGUUGUCUUUCAUCAAACAAGAGCUGUCAUCAUAUAUCAAAGGAGGCUGGAUCCUCCGUAAAGCCUGGAAGAUGUACAACAAAUGUUACAGCGACAUCACUCACCUGCAGGAGGGCAGAAGAAGAAGAGCCUCUGAACAACAAGCAAUGGCGCAACCAUCUCCGUCCUCCCCUGACACAUCCAACCACGGCCGCUUCUCUUCACCUGGGCCGAGCCCAUCUCUGAGAAUGGACGGUAUCAGCCCAGAGGCUCUGGAUCGGUUAAAAGGUUCGGUCAGCUUCGGUUACGGCCUCUUCCACCUCUGUAUCUCGAUGGUGCCGCCGCACCUCCUGAAGAUCGUCAACCUCCUGGGCUUCCCUGGCGACCGCCUUCAAGGCCUGUCAGCGCUCACGUACGCCAGUGAAAGUAAGGACAUGAAGGCCCCCUUAGCUACCCUGGCCCUCCUGUGGUACCACACAGUAGUGCAGCCCUUCUUUGCUCUGGAUGGCACAGACACUCAGACGGGUCUGAUGGAAGCCAAAUCCAUUCUUCAACAAAGGGAGGCUACCUAUCCAAACUCCUCCCUCUUCAUGUUUUUCAAAGGCAGAGUCCAACGCCUCGAGUGCCAGAUCAGUAGUGCCUUGACAUCCUUCCGCGAUGCCUUAGAGCUGGCCUCUGACCAGAGGGAGAUUCAGCAUGUGUGUCUAUAUGAAAUAGGUUGGUGCAGCAUGAUCGAGCUGAACUACAGAGAAGCCUACAGGGCCUUUGAGCGACUGAAGACCGAGUCUCGCUGGUCCCAGUGCUACUACGCCUAUUUAACUGGAGUGUGCCAAGGAGCCACAGGUGAUCUGGAGGGAGCUGUCACAGUUUUCAAGGACGUUGAAAGACUUUUCAAACGCAAGAAUAAUCAGAUAGAGUUGUUCUCCAUGAAGAGGGCUGAGAAGCUAAGGACCCCCAGUUUAUCGAAAGAACUCUGCAUCCUGUCUGUGAUUGAGAUUCUUUAUCUGUGGAAAGCUCUGCCCAACUGCUCCACCGCCAAGCUUCAGGCAAUGACACGAGUCCUUCAGGGGAUUGAAGAUGCCUCAUGUGCAGGCCUGAAAAACCUGCUUCUUGGUGCCAUAAGCGGAUGUCUUCAGAACACCAAAGAUGCCAUUCAGUUUUUCCAUCUGGCUGCAAGGGAUGAGGUUGGUCGUCUGAGCAACUCUUAUGUGCAGCCCUACUCCUGCUAUGAACUGGGCUGUGUGCUGCUGAACACUCCAGAGUCUGCAGGGAAUGGCCGAAUGCUGAUGCUUCAGGCUAAGGAGGACUAUGCCGGCUAUGACUUUGAGAACAGGCUCCAUGUUCGUAUUCAUUCAGCUCUCGCCUCCAUGAGGGCUGCUGCAGCCCAGCCUUGACAUUUCAUCUGCACUUCAGAAAUAACUGGAAGAAAUGUCUUUUAAAAAAAAAAAAGCCACAAUACCAUUCAAGUCACUAAUGUUACACUGCUUUAUUUGUUUUAAUUUAUUCUUAUUUCCAGAUUCUGAGCCAAUGCAUCGUUUUAAAAUAUGUGCAAUAUACACAGGUGUUUUAUGGGAGAACAGUUACAGGAGUGAUUUUAUUUAUCUGUUACUGUAUUUUAUAAUAAAUUAAUACAUUGGGUUUUUGUUGUUUACAUGGUUAAUUUCAAAUCAGAUGAAAAUCUUUAAAUUAAUUUCGAAAAGCAUGUUGCUUCCGUAGAUGGAACAUUUUUCCUCUGAUUUGAUCUGGAGAAAAGUCAGGUCAAGUAGAGUAAUGGCACAAAGCAGUUACAAUGAAUGACAUCUCAGUGUUGGUUGCUGACUUUGACAUUUGUGAUGUAAAGGCUUUGCAAAUCAAUAAGCUAAACCAAACAGUGAUUUUUUUUAAUUUUUUUUUUAAUAUGGCCCCUUUUUAAACAAUUGUUUUUUUUAUCAGUGUAAAUAUGUCUUGCACAAAGGUUUUGAUAGAUGUGCCAACAUCAUGUUGUGAGUGGCCUAGAUGCACAGUGCUACUCCUGGCUGUAAACUGAUUCUCAUUUAUAUUGUUUGUUUUAAGAUAAUAAAAUGAAUAUUGUAAAAUGGAA
Sebastes umbrosus (honeycomb rockfish) is the source of this 2877-nucleotide messenger RNA. RefSeq names its product tetratricopeptide repeat protein 39C-like. Gene Ontology annotation, biological process: otolith morphogenesis; cilium assembly. Bases 404 to 2191 code for a protein of 595 amino acids. The transcript is spliced from 14 exons. NCBI's taxonomy places the organism in Eukaryota, Metazoa, Chordata, Actinopteri, Perciformes, Sebastidae. The record is from RefSeq and is a predicted model, not a curated record. Gene Ontology annotation, molecular function: protein binding.